This is a messenger RNA of Aspergillus melleus, 1971 nucleotides long. RefSeq names its product putative proline-rich, actin-associated protein Vrp1. Bases 619 to 1716 code for a protein of 365 amino acids. The record is from RefSeq and is a predicted model, not a curated record. The transcript has a single exon. NCBI's taxonomy places the organism in Eukaryota, Fungi, Ascomycota, Eurotiomycetes, Eurotiales, Aspergillaceae.
CCGAGAGAAGCGUGACAAGGCGGCGAGAUACUGCCGCCGCUACUUAGUGGGUCUCUUCCCCCCGGCUGGGAUUAGGUAACCUCGUAAUGACCUAACAACGUCCUCUCGCUUUCUCCCCAUAUCAUCAGCAAGGCUACCUUGAUCUUUCCUCUCCUCUCUUCUCGCUCGUCAAAGCAAACGUCAAAUGGUCUGCUCGAUCUCAGGCGGUUGAUCCCUUCGCGAUCGCGUCUGUCUACUCUUAGUACGGCAUCUCUAGACCUCUCUCUUUCCCCUCUCCUUUUUCUCUACCCCUCUCAGGCUUCAAGAAAUGCCUCCUCCGCCACCACCGCCGCCGCCGCCGCCCGGCGCGAUGGGAGGCCCUCCUCCUCCUCCGCCUCCCGGAGGGUUACCGAAUCGACCUUCAAAAGGCGAAGUCAAGGACCGAGUACGCCCAUCACUCUGGAACCUUGAGGGCGAUUGGCUUGCUAACGGAUUCGCUAGGGCGCACUACUCUCAGAUAUUACCAAAGGCACUCGAUUGAAGAAAACCGUCACCAAUGAUAGAUCGGCCCCGGUUGUUGGAGGUGGAGGCGCGAAGGCCUCUGGAUCACCUGUCGGAGGAGCACCUCCUGUUCCUACCAUGGCGAAGCCUCCCGGUGGUCUUGCACCGCCGGUGCCUCCGACCGGAGCCGCAAACAGACUCCGAAGCAAUAGCGAAACCGGCUCAGGGAGUGGUGAUAGUGGCGCAGCAUCUGCCCCGGCGGUCCCGCAGCUCGGUGGUCUCUUUGCCGGGGGUAUGCCAAAGCUGCGCAGUCGCGGCGGCGGAGUGGACACCGGUGCGAACCGAGACUCGCCGUAUCGAUCAGAAUCCGAUGGUUCGCAAGCUCCCAGGCCUCCCGUUGCGUCUGCCCCGAAGCCCCCAGGAGCCCGACCACCUCCUCCUCCGCCAUCUUCAGAAUCACCUCCCGCACCUCCCGUCAACCCAUUGGUCAACAACCUGCGAAAGCCUCCUCCGAGACCCGCGUCGCGACCGGCAUCAACCGUCCCAGCACCACCUAGCAAACCAGCCCCGGAUGCACCUCCUCCCCGCGCACCCCCUCCAUUGCCAGGCGCAGCGAAGCAACCACCGCCACCUCCCGUGUCCCUGAGGAAGCCAUCUGCUCCGGCACCACCGCCGCCGCCACCUCCUUCGACUAGCCCUGCUGCACCUCCUCCGCCUCCGCCCACGGCCAGACCUCCACCCCCAGCGCCGGCUAGAUCCACUCCUCCUCCACCUCCCGCUCCCCCAGCAUCUGCGCCGCCGCCCCCCAGCGGAGCAGGGGCUGCCUCGAUUGCAGUCCAAGCCGCAAGGAAUGCGCUUGGACAUAGCCCGCAGACUCCGUCGGCACCGCCACCACCUCCACCGGCCGCAUUCGCUCCAUCCGCUCCUCCCCCCCCUCCUCCAUCUGCUCCCCCCACCGCACCAUCCAGCGAACCACUCUCGCGUCCAUCUUCGUACGAACCUCAGGCCGCUACCUUGGAUCCGAGCGCUUAUACCCUUAGCAACGGCGGGCCGUCACCGGGACUAAGCCCUCGGAACGCAGGCGUGCAAGGAAUGAUCCCGGUGGACGACAAUCGAUUCAAGUUCCAAAGCGAAGGGUUGUUGCCCAAACCCCGACCGUUCACGGGAGGCACCCGACGGUAUCGGGCGGGGCGGGGCAGCAGCGUGCCCUUGGAUUUAAGCGCUUUGAGUGGCUAAAACCGAUAAUGCAAGACCAGGGUCCCUUGAUCUGCGGACGUGCAGAGAGUCGGUCUGACGCAUCGCUUGCAUAUUGUUAUAGUCGUGAUAGCUAGUAAGCACUAGGAACGAAGCCUACCUUUUUCUUGUCUUUCUUUCUAUGUUCCAUGUACAGAUUAGAGAAUAGAAGGUUGUAUAUUUUCACUUCUAUUGUAUUUAUUUAUGGAAUGAUGUCCUUGUGUAGGCAUAGUUUGGAAUUUUCGAUGAAUGAGCGGA